GUGAAUGACAAAGUCUCUUGUAUGAGUUAACACUGUAUCUGUACAAACAUGGUUUUAAAUAUUCCUCUCCUACUUGCCAAGAUAUCAUAAAUAUAAAAGUUAAUGAAAACCCUGCAGAUCAGUAUUUUUAAAAAAACAUAUAUGGCCCUUAAUACGCCGUCGUUACAUCACAUCUAAGCCUCCAACAAAAAAUAAACAUUUUCUAAAAAGGCAUGACCGCAAACUCCAAAUCCCAGGAUGCAGUUGGGCAGGCGCAGCUCCAACCUGCUGGGCAAUUGGACCCGCUCAUCAGCGCUGCCUCACGUCGCCGUGUAGCGGAUCAAUCGAGGAUCAAUCCAGGAUCAAUCAGAGGAGAAAUGGCAGCAGCUCUGUCCCGUGCCCUCAAACUGCCCGGGAAGAAGGGCUCGGAGCUCGGGGAGUACGACCCUCUCACCCAAGCAGACAGCGAGGAUGAGAGCGAAGAGGACGACCUCGUGCUCAACUACCCCCGCAACGGCCUCGGCAGGGACGGCUGCCUCGGCACCGGCUCCUCCAAGAUGCGGGGCGGCAGAUCCGGAAGGCUCGUCGGGGCCGAAGACGAAGCGCAGGAGGACGAGGAUGAAGAGGAGGACGAAUGGAGAGAGCGACUCCCCAGCAAAUCCAGGCAGGGCAGAGAUGAAAUGAAAGGAGUGCAGUACUGGAACCACAGGGACUCGGGGAGGGACAGGAUGGGGGACGACAGAGGGGGGCCUGGGUCAUUGGGAAGCGCUGGACUGGGGGUUUGUAGUAGUGACGUGGAAGAGAAGAGAAUGAGGACGAAGAACAUCAUCCGAACUGCUUUUUUUCUGGUGCCUGUGGUCUGUGCCACAUUGCUCGUGCUGCUUUGUGCUUUCCUGAUUCCUUGCCAGAAGGGAGGACUGGGAAACAGGCCGCAGUGGGAGAGAGAACUGGGAGAUUUAGGAGGUGUCACUCCGCCUGCACUGGCGUUGUGGGAUGUCGACGGCGAUUCAUUGGAGGAUGUCUUCCUGGGUGUCACUGAAUGCAGCAAUGACACCCAUUGCACACAAGGGAACAAAAUUUACAGUGCGGUGGCCUUGUCCGCAGCUAGCGGUCAGGUGCUGUGGAAGAAAGUCACGCGGGAGUCUGUGAUGUACAUCCAGUGCGGUCUCCAGUUCAGCUCCCAGUCCUCGCCCGUGUGUCUCCUCAUCGGCAAAUCUGUCCUCAUGGCCGUCGACGGCACAACAGGGGAGGACUUGUGGUCGGUCCUGCUUAAGAACAUCGAAAUGCAGACGGUGUUACUUCCAGACCUCCAAGGCGACUCGGUCCCAGAUCUGCUGGUAGCCACCCUGCCUGCAGAUGAGGCUCUGGAUCUCUCCCUGACCCUGAUCUCUGGGCAAACCGGGGCCAAGCUCGGCCAUCCCGUGCCUUUCAAUCUCACCGGACAGGGAAAGCUGAUUGGUCCUAUGCUGCAUGAGACGCAACAAGGGGCUUACUACAUCCUGUUUGGACUAGGUAACGUGGAGGCCAUCUCUCUGAGCGAUAUCUAUGUUCGUGCUACUGGAGAAUUGCCCAUAACUCAGCCUCUUAGAAAGAAUGAUUCAACUUGGGAAGCACUCAAGAAAACCAAUACCUCCUCCUUCAUACAAAUUUACAGGGGAUCUGAGCGUGUGGAGUUCUUGCUCCCUCUUGUGGCUGGUUUUGGCAACAACCACAACAGCUUGGACACCGCUUCCAAUCUCAACAACACCAAAUGCGAGUGGGUGUUGGUGUACGGCUCCAGCAAGCUCUCCGUGCUCAGACAGUCGGACAUGCACAAAAAAUGGACUUUUAAGUCACCUCCCAUUCACAGACAACCAACCCUUGGACACUUCAAUAAUGAUGGAGUGCUUGAUCUCUUCUUUCAGCACUCAGCAAACGGCAUCAUGACGGCGCAGGUCAUUGACGGAGCAGACGGUCUCCUCCUCUGGACCGCAGAGUUCGCGUGCCCUCGUCCUCUUGUGGAAGCAUCGUCCAUCUCCACCUCCAACGGCCUAUCGGCGUUCGUCUUCUGGGCCGGCGAGCCAAUCAAAGCACAGAAAAACGUCACCAAGGCAACCGUGGCACCGGGUGCUGCUGCAGCCGAGCCGCUCAUCAGAAAGCUUUUCCUGCUUCACCCUGUGUAUCUCACAAUCCUGCUGGAGCUCACCAGCACCACACAUACAACAGUCACUUCUUCAGUGAGUUACCAGGAGAAUCAGAAAGACGCCUCCUACAUCACCGUAUCCUCCCGGCCCACGCCGUAUUCGGAGCCCGGUGCUCGGAUAGUUAAGAGCAUGAGCCUCAGAGCUGCUAUCUCCAAAGGCCAGAUCAUCAGACUAGGGGAGAGCAGCAAGACCCUGGAGCCCAUUAAACCGAGCGUAUUUGAGCUCAACAGAUUCUUCAGGCAUCUGUCCUUCAAAAAUCAGUGAUGGGCCACCACUGCUACCAUACCGUGUCACAAGAAGAGGUACGAUAAAGGGACUCACGCGAGGCUGAACGGGACAAAAGCUGUGAAUAGCUCUGCACCGAGGACACGCUAAGAAUUCAUUUGAAGCCGUUUACCUCUCGUUAGGUUCACUAAGUAUGAAUUUAAACUUCUGUUACUUGAGAUUUUUCUUCUUUUUAUUUUAAUAUAAAAAUGCUCAUUUGCUGGUAGUAGGGGAUUUUGCUUGUGUUUAGUUCCUCCUGUUGUUUUAUAUCACAUCCAUACAAUGAAAAUACGCUUAUUUAAAUGAUUUAACUUGCAUUUAGGGAUGUCUUUCAAAUUGAAUUGAAUGUUUUCUGACUGUUUGGACUUGAUGGCAUCGGGGUAACUUUAUACUGUCGUUGAUUAGUGACAGUGAAGCACAAUAAUAAUGCUGAUGAAAGAACAUGUACAUGUGUUUACAGUAUGCAUCACUCAUACAAACCUUCCAUUGCCAGUAUACUCACGUGGUGUCAUCCUCAUCCUCACGUCGCAAUCUAUCAUAAAGCCACUUAUCUUAUCAUUUCCGCUCAUCAAUGAGUUAAGUAGCAUCAGGAGUGUGUAAAUAUUGAAUGCUGUACAGUAUUUAUUGAUUUGUUUUAUCGUUUGGAUUGUUUUUAUUGUUACAUAACCAACCACUGUUUGAGCUCUCAGAAUAUGUGGCUGCUAAAUGGUUAUGGCAUUUAAAUGUAAGCUGCAACUUCACACAUUGCAAGAGAAAAUGUGAAAAUGAACAAAACGUGUAUCAUGUGUCGUUUAUUUGAAUGUUUAGAGACGUUAUAUCUUUGUAUUGGUUGAAAUUAUGAAGAGAACCAGGUUCUGAGAGUUUAUUUGGGGGGUGAGAGUGAGUGAGAGUGGCGCAGGGGGGCGCUGUUGCACACAUCCACAUCCAAAAACAAUAUAAACUUCUUAUUCCGCAUUGCUGCUGCAUCAUCGCUUGCUGUUGACAUGGCGUCGGCCCUCGGUAGUCUGGCCAGGAGGCUGUCGGGCCUUACAAACGGCCGCUGCUCGCCGCUGUGCACCGGCAGGACCGUGACACCGUGCCGCACCGCCGUGAGCACGUCAUCCGGCGCCAUUCUGCCCAAAACCCAGGAAGGUGAGUGCUGAUUAGAGGCGUCAGAGUAGUGUGUGGAAAUUACAGCUGUGUUGUGACAGAACGCUCAGGAGAAUAGGGAGUGUCGCUAAAGUGACAGUAGACACUAGACGCGUGAAUGGAAAAAUAGAUCCAUGGAUGUUUAUCUGGGGGUUUCUCUGUGUGUACUCCCCCAAAAAAUGUGUUGGCUUUAAGAAACAGUUCUACAUUCUUUCUCACAAAUAUAGUCAACCUUGGACAAGUUGUUUGAUAUGAACUAACUUAGUUUUUUUUAAUGGUGGGGUGUGCAACACUGGGGAGCAGACCCCCUUCGGCCUUAUCCGGAUUGGUCUGGUAGUGGUGCCCUUCUUGUAUGUGGGGACUCUGAUCAGCAAGAACUUUGCAGCGCUGCUGGAGGAGCACGACAUCUUUGUCCCUGAGGACGACGACGACGAUGACUGAGGGGUCUGUAGGCCUUCUGGUUAUCAGGUAUCACUUUGGCUGAUAGUAUGGGCUUCAUUGUGAAUUGUGGCACACUUGCUCAGUCUGUGUUAUGUGCAUGUCAUGUUCUUUGGCAGCAGCGGUGGGGGACAUUCGCUCAAGGGGCGCCAAGCAAGAGGGGUCUACUCAACCAGGCCAGACGAUAUAAUGAUACUGCAUUUGAGUACAUGCUGAGUCAGGAUCCCUUCUAGACCAAAAAAUACUGUACCACAGCCCUUUAAUUUCACUGUUUUCCCCAGUUCACAACAUAUCUAAUGAAUGUGAAAAUGAGAAAUAUUGCUUUAAGAAAACGAUACGCAUUCAAAAACCUACCACGAAAAUCAGACAUUAAAAAGCAUGUUUUCCCACAUCACCAGCUCGGAUGCACCAGUACCUUUGUAUGAUUUUUGCCGUAUAUAUUUUAGUCAGAAUUAAUGCUGUCAGUGUUUGGAGUGUAGGCUAGUAUAUAAUACCAUUUUAAAUAGGAUAAAGACAUACAUUUUCAAAAAGGCACCACUCGGACUCUUUUCUUUUCUCCACAGAUUAUCAUAUCAAAACCCCUGGGACGAGUCUGAGCCUCAAAGCACGUGAAUGCCUUCCUCAAGUUCCCUCUGCUGUUUUUAAAUGGUCUUCGCCGACACUGGAUUCAGGGUUUUUACCGUUAUCGCCGCGGCAAUAGGGCUGUCCCAGGUUUAUCAUAUACUAUAUUUGCAUGCACUGUCUUCUUAAAUGGAAUGAGGAUUUUAAAAUGCAAUAUAUUAUCAGUGGAGUUUGUUGUGAGUUGGUGGCUUUUGUUCACAUAUAAAACAGCAGUCAUAUAAAGUGUAUACUGGUGUUUGUUCAGGUAAUGUUCUAUUUUCUCUAUGUACUGUAUACA
Scomber scombrus (Atlantic mackerel) is the source of this 4890-nucleotide messenger RNA. RefSeq names its product family with sequence similarity 234 member B (gene fam234b). The record is from RefSeq and is a predicted model, not a curated record. The transcript is spliced from 13 exons. Lineage: Eukaryota; Metazoa; Chordata; Actinopteri; Scombriformes; Scombridae. The coding region runs from base 213 to 2426 and encodes 737 amino acids.